AUGGGACGUCACACAACAGUGUAUUCGGCCGUCUUCCUGGCUAUAGGAGGUUUCCUCUUUGGCUAUGACUCCGGUAUUAUCACCUCCACUAUUGCCCUUGAUACUUUCAAGCAUUAUUUCAGCAAACCCUCGGAUACCACCGUCGGCGGCAUUGUGUCGGCCUUUCAAGGCGGCGCCAUUCUUGGCACCAUGGUCAACAUGCUGUUCGCCCAUUCAAUGGGCCGCCGUAAAACCAUCUUCGUUGGAGCCGUGGUGUCGUGCAUUGGCUCCGCUCUGCAAGCCGGUGCUGUUAACAUGGAGAUGUUGAUUGUCGGGCGCUUCAUUGGCGGGAUGGCUGUCGGCAUGGUCACAUCAACAAUUCCCAUGUAUGCUUCUGAAUUGUCCGAGGCCAAGUAUCGUGGUAUCCUUUCGGGCCUGCUACAGUGGAUGUUGAGUUGGGGCUUUUUAGUCGCUCAAUGGCUAGGAUAUGGAUGUGAGCGGAACACAACUCAGUUCUCCUGGAGAUUUCCUCUUGCAUUCCAAGCCAUUCCCGGUCUUAUUCUAGUUGGAGGUGUAUUUUUCCUACAAGAAUCUCCUCGAUGGCUUAUGGAGCGAGACCGUCACGAAGAAGCCCGCAAAUCCUUGAACAAGCUCCGAAGCGGCUUAGACCCCGAAACGAUCGAACUUGAAUUCCGCGAGAUUCGUGAUGUAAUCCUUGCCGACCGCGCUCUCGGAAACAUUACAUGGACGUCCAUCAUUACAAAGCCAACGUGGAGGAAGCGCCUCCUGCUAGGCUGUGGAGUACAAGCAUUUGGACCGCUCAGCGGCAUCAAUGUCAUCAACUACUAUGGCCCUCGAAUCUACGAAAUCCUGGGCAUUGAAACACGAACUUCACUCAUGAUUAUCGGCAUCAGUGGCGCGCUGUCUAUUGUCUACUGCAGCAUCGGUCUCUAUCUCCUGGACCGCGUUGGUAGAGUCAAGCCUCUGAUUGUUUCCGCUGCCGGCCUGGCGGCAGCGUUGGUGGUAAACGCCGUACAAGCACAAUACCUCAACGAGAACAACGCAAAUCAGCUCCGCAGCAUGGUGGCAAUGAACUUCGUUUUCAGCUUGUUCUACACGCCUCUGGGAAUUAUCAGCUGGGUGUAUCCUGCCGAGAUCUUCCCCGUUGAGGUCAGAGCCCUUGGAAACGCCAUCACAACUUUCACGAACUGGACUGUCAACCUGAUCUUUGCCCAGUUCACUCCUCAGGCUUUAACCAACAUUGGUUUCAAGUAUUUCUACGUUUUUUUCGUAUUCAACCUGAUCGCCCUGGUUUGCUACAUUUUCUUCUAUCCUGAGACAAAGGGCAGAACCCUUGAGCAGAUGGAUGAACUAUUUGGUGAUCAGUUGGUGCCUCACGCUAUGCAGGAUUCCGAGGGUGCUGCCGCGGCUGUGGCCAAGGACGACAAGCUGGUGGAGGAACUCGAUCGACAAGAGAAACGUGAUACAGUUUAA
Molecule: messenger RNA, 1473 nt
Organism: Colletotrichum truncatum
Lineage: Eukaryota; Fungi; Ascomycota; Sordariomycetes; Glomerellales; Glomerellaceae
Product: High-affinity glucose transporter 5
Biological process (GO): transmembrane transport; carbohydrate transport
Cellular component (GO): membrane
Molecular function (GO): carbohydrate:proton symporter activity
Source: RefSeq, a predicted model, not a curated record